AUGUAUAUCAAGAGAGUGAUUAUUAAGGGUUUCAAAACCUACAGAAACGAAACAAUUAUCGAUAAUUUCUCGCCGCAUCAGAAUGUUAUCAUUGGGUCUAAUGGAUCAGGUAAAUCUAACUUCUUUGCUGCCAUUAGAUUUGUUCUGAGUGAUGAUUACUCUAAUCUCAAGAGAGAGGAAAGGCAGGGACUUAUCCAUCAAGGCUCGGGUGGUUCAGUGAUGAGUGCCUCAGUAGAGAUUGUAUUCCACGAUCCGGAUCAUUCCAUGAUAUUGCCCUCUGGUGUGCUUUCGAGAGGUGAUGACGAGGUGACAAUUAGAAGGACAGUAGGACUGAAAAAGGAUGACUAUCAGCUGAAUGACAGAAAUGUGACUAAGGGAGACAUAGUUAGGAUGUUGGAAACUGCUGGUUUUUCAAUGAAUAAUCCUUAUAAUAUAGUGCCACAGGGUAAAAUAGUUGCUUUGACUAAUGCUAAGGAUAAAGAAAGAUUGCAGCUGUUAGAAGAUGUUGUAGGAGCGAAGUCGUUCGAAGUCAAAUUGAAGGCUUCAUUGAAAAAGAUGGAGGAAACAGAACAGAAAAAAUUUCAAAUUAAUAAAGAAAUGGAUGAGCUGAAUUCAAAACUAACUGAAAUGGAACAAGAACGUAAAGAAUUGGAAAAAUACAAUGAGUUGGAGCGUAAGAGAAAGAUUUAUCAAUACACUUUGUAUGACCGAGAACUGAAUGAUGUUAUCAAUCAGAUGGAAAGGCUAGAUGGUGAUUACAACAAUACUGUAUACUCUUCUGAACAAUACAUUCAAGAGUUGGAUAAAAGAGAAGAUAUGAUUGAACAAGUUUCCAAAAAACUAUCGAAUAUCGAGGCUUCAUUAAAGAUCAAAAAUACAACGGAUUUACAGCAAGCAAAACUGCGGGAGUCUGAGACUUCUCAGAAUUUAACCGACGUUAACGUCAAGAUAAAAGAGGUUGAACUACAAAUUGAGUCAAACAGUGAGCAGAGAAGCUUGGAUAGCACGACUUUGGAAGAGAUCAAAUCCAUAAUUCGGCAGAGGAAAAAAAAGUUGUCGAAGAUUUUGCCUAGGUAUCAAGAGCUUACAAAGGAAGAAGCAAUGUACAAACUCCAGUUGGCUUCCUUACAGCAAAAGCAAAGAGACUUAAUUUUGAAAAAAGGAGAAUAUGCUCGUUUUAAAUCAAAGGAGGAACGCGAUGCGUGGAUUUAUUCAGAAAUUGAAGAAUUGAAAUCUUCAGUUCAAAACCUAAAUGAACAAGGAAAUAAACUACAAACCGAGCGUGCCUCUCUUAAGGAACAAUAUUCUAAGAUUGAUGGAGAGAUUGAAGAGUUGAUUGAUUCUGUAAAUGGACCAGACAUCAAGGGUCAAUUAGAAGAUUUUGAUUCGGAAUUGAUUAAUUUGAAGCAGAAACUGAAUGGAAGUUUAGAUACCCGUAAAGAAUUGUGGAGAAAGGAACAAAAACUGCAAACAGUCUUGGAAACUUUACUAAGUGACGUCAAUCAAAAUCAACGUAAUGUCAAUGAAACCAUGAGCAGGUCGUUAGCGAACGGUAUAAUAAAUGUUAAAGAAAUUACAGAGAAAUUAAAGAUAUCACCGGAAUCUGUAUUUGGGACAUUAGGUGAACUGAUUAAGGUCAAUGAUAAAUACAAAGCAUGUGCUGAAGUGAUCGGGGGUAAUUCUCUUUUUCAUGUUGUAGUAGAUACCGAGGAAACAGCCACUUUAAUUAUGAACGAAUUAUAUCGUAUGAAAGGUGGAAGAGUGACUUUUAUCCCAUUAAACAGGUUAUCUUUAGACAGUGAUGUUAAAUUCCCCUCAAAUACCACCACUCAGAUUCAGUUUACCCCCUUGAUAAAGAAAAUUAAAUACCAACCCAGAUUUGAGAAAGCCGUUAAACAUGUCUUCGGAAGAACUAUUGUCGUUAAAGAUCUGGGCCAAGGUUUAAAAUUAGCUAAAAAGCAUAAGCUCAAUGCUAUCACCUUGGAUGGUGACAGAGCGGACAAAAGAGGUGUACUUACAGGUGGGUAUCUUGACCAACACAAAAGAACUCGUUUGGAUUCGUUAAAGAACUUGAACGAAUCAAGAAGCCAGCACAAGAAAAUAAUCGAUGAACUAGAAAUAGUAAGGAAUGAACUAAAUGAUAUCGAUGCCGAAAUUGACCAGGUAAAUGGUAGUAUAAGAAGAGUCUCUAAUGAAAGGGAGUCCGUCUUGACAAACAUUGAGAUAUAUAGAACAUCGCUGAACACCAAAAAAAACGAAAAAUUGAUUCUCGAGGAAUCUUUAAAUGCUAUUGUUGUUAAAUUAGAAAAGCUGAAUACAAAUCUCACAUUUGCUCAAGAAAAGCUGAAAACAUACGAAAAUGAUUUGCUCCAGAAUUUCGAUAGCGAACUCUCGAUAGAAGAGAAGAGAAAGCUAGAGUCUUUAACAAAAGAAAUCGGCGUAGUGCAUAAUAAGUUAAAUGUUACAUCAGAGGCAUUAGAAGGUAUAACCACAAAUAUUGAUUCACUGAAUGCAGAAUUGGACUCUAAACUUAUUCCGCAGGAAAGUGACCUUCAAGCUAAGGUGUCUGAAAUUGGUGACGCAUUUAUUUUAGGUCUGCAAGAUGAAUUGAAAGAAUUGCAAUUAGAGAAGGAAAGUGUCGGGAAGCAGCAUGAGAACGCUAUAUUAGAAUUAAGUGCCAUUCAAAGGGAAAUUGAAAAGCUCGUUGCCGAAGAAACUAAUAAUAAAAAACUGCUAGAAAAGGCGAACAAUCAGCAGCGUUUGCUAUUAAAAAAACUUGACAAUUUCCAAAAAAGUGUGGAAAAGACGAUGAUCAAGAAAACAACAUUGGUUACUAGAAGGGAAGAAUUGCAACAAAGAAUUAGAGAAAUCGGACUAUUGCCGGAAGAUGCUCUCGUGAAUGAUUUCAGUGAUAUAACAAGUGAUCAGUUAUUACAGAAGCUAAACGAUAUGAACACAGAGAUUUCAGGUUUGAAGAACGUAAAUAAGAGAGCAUUUGAGAACUUCAAAAAAUUUGACGAAAAACGCAAGGACCUUUCAGAAAGAGCUUCAGAGUUAGAUGAGUCUAAAGACUCUAUUCAAGACUUAAUUGUUAAGCUAAAACAACAAAAAGUUAAUGCGGUUGAUUCUACUUUCCAAAAGGUUUCUGAAAAUUUUGAAGCUGUUUUCGAAAGAUUGGUACCUAGAGGUAUUGCUAAAUUGGUUAUCCAUCGCAGAGAUGACACUAAGGACCAGAUGGAUAGUAUUGACGAUGAUAUGGAUGUCGCUUCCAGUGAAAGAACAAGUAGCAAGGAUGGCGACAUUAUGUACACUGGUGUUUCGAUUUCUGUUUCCUUCAACUCUAAACAAAAUGAGCAAUUACAUGUAGAACAACUGUCAGGCGGUCAGAAGACAGUAUGUGCCAUUGCUUUAAUCUUGGCAAUCCAAAUGGUUGACCCUGCUUCCUUCUACUUGUUUGAUGAAAUUGAUGCAGCAUUAGAUAAGCAGUAUAGAACUGCUGUCGCUACGUUAAUAAAGGAAUUGUCAAAGAAUGCUCAGUUUAUCUGCACGACAUUCAGAACAGAUAUGUUACAAGUUGCAGACAAAUUCUUCCGCGUUAAGUACGAGAAUAAAAUAUCCACCGUUAUUGAAGUCAAUAGAGAAGAAGCAAUCGGGUUUAUAAGGGGUAGCAAUAAAUUUGCUGAAGUUUGA
Molecule: messenger RNA, 3690 nt
Organism: Saccharomyces mikatae IFO 1815
Lineage: Eukaryota; Fungi; Ascomycota; Saccharomycetes; Saccharomycetales; Saccharomycetaceae
Gene: SMC3
Product: cohesin subunit SMC3
Exons: 1
Coding region: 1-3690 (1229 amino acids)
Biological process (GO): mitotic sister chromatid cohesion
Cellular component (GO): chromosome
Molecular function (GO): cohesin loader activity; ATP binding; double-stranded DNA binding
Source: RefSeq, a predicted model, not a curated record